Molecule: messenger RNA, 1089 nt
Organism: Pseudozyma flocculosa PF-1
Lineage: Eukaryota; Fungi; Basidiomycota; Ustilaginomycetes; Ustilaginales; Ustilaginaceae
Exons: 2
Coding region: 1-1089 (362 amino acids)
Cellular component (GO): nucleus
Source: RefSeq, a predicted model, not a curated record
AUGUCGCGACCGAGCGGCAGCAGCAGCAGCAGAGUGGGCCACUCUAGCUUCCUCUCGCUCAAGGCCGACCUCGAAUCGCUCAAACACGAUCGCCCCUCGUCGUCCUCAUCGCCGUCGUCGUCGCUGCUGGGAAAACGCAAGACGGCAUCGACGUCCAGGCUCUCGUCUACCUUCCUCGAUACCGCACCGACCUCUACAAGGACCCGCAAAAGGGGGAAUGGCGGCGAGGGAGGCGCAAAGACGCGGGCGACGUCGGCGUGGUCCCACACGCCCUCGGCGCAGCUCGACGAGAUCCGCACCAACCUCGAGCGAAAGGCGAGGAUCUACGACCGGCUGUCGCGCGGCCUGCAUGCCGGGAUCGACGACGAGGAGCUGAAGGAGAGCGUGGUGGAUUGGGACGCCAAGAUCGCCGCCGCAGCCGCCGUGGACGAGGAGGAAGAUGGGGGCCGUCGCUCGCCCUCUGCAUCGUCGAGUAGCAGUCGGGAUCAAGAGAACGACUACGACGACGCAGAGGGCGACGAGGAGAUCGAGUACGUCGACGACCUGGGCCGGACCAGGCGGGCGAGGAAGCGCGACAUCCCACGCGAGUUCCUCCCCGUCUCGCUCGGCGGACGGCUCGAGGAAGAUGCGCUGGGGCCGGGGGCACACGGCGGCGGCGGCGACGACGAGGACACGACGGCCAUCUACGGGCCCUCGACGUCGUUCCCAGUCUACCGACCCCCUUCGCCCGUCAUGGCCGCACGGCGGUCCAAGCUCGAGGCGACGGCGCACCAGGAGCGCCACUUUGACGCCGACUGGGAGGUGCGGCAGCGCGGUGCGGCCUUUUACCGCUUCGCAAAGGACGGAGACGAGAGGAGGCGGCAGAUGCAGCGCCUGCAGGACGAACGGGACACGACCGAGGCCAAGAGGCGCGGCGGCGGUGGCGCAGACGACACCACGGCGUCGGCGCAAGCAAGAGUCGAGGCGGUGCGGAGGAGCGUGCUCGGCGACGAGGCGUACGAGGCGCGCAGGCGGACCAUCGAGGACGAGAGGCUACUGGGCCUCUUGCCGGCGUCGGCGUCGGCGUCGGCGUCGGCCUCGGUGCAGUGA